AUGUAUGUUGAAAUAGAAUUGGAUUCCAUAGAACGCGAGCAAAAAAAAUUAAAAGUGGAUGAAUAUAAUUGUAAAAAAAAUUCUCAAGAUAAGUCAGUCUAUGAACCUGAAAUAUUAUCUGUAGAAACUGAUUUGAUAUCAGCAUCUUCAAAACCUCUUAAAAUACUAUUAACAGGAUCAUUUGCCGAUUUGAAACAGGAAGCUGAACUGAAGAAAGCAAGUUUACCAACUUCGGCUGCAGAUCAGUUAGAAAUUGUGAAAUUAGUGAUUAGUGACUAUAGCAAUAA
Molecule: messenger RNA, 287 nt
Organism: Funneliformis caledonium
Lineage: Eukaryota; Fungi; Glomeromycota; Glomeromycetes; Glomerales; Glomeraceae
Source: the annotation of a GenBank genome assembly